Ostrea edulis (European flat oyster) is the source of this 3992-nucleotide messenger RNA. Its product is annotated as ATP-dependent RNA helicase A-like. The coding region runs from base 80 to 3841 and encodes 1253 amino acids. Gene Ontology annotation, cellular component: intracellular anatomical structure; ribonucleoprotein complex; nucleolus. Lineage: Eukaryota; Metazoa; Mollusca; Bivalvia; Ostreida; Ostreidae. The record is from RefSeq and is a predicted model, not a curated record. Gene Ontology annotation, molecular function: ATP binding; 3'-5' DNA helicase activity; double-stranded RNA binding. Gene Ontology annotation, biological process: regulation of mRNA processing; positive regulation of transcription by RNA polymerase II. The transcript is spliced from 30 exons.
AUAUUGUACGAAUUAACAUCUGCCAUAAAUGGAAGACGCAUAUCAAUUUUAACAUCGAUAAAGAAAAGCAAGGUGCAUCAUGGGAGACAUGAAGCAGUUUUUAUAUGCCUGGUUGGGAAAACGUAAAGCAACACCGGCAUAUGAAUUUUCCCAGACAGGAUCGAAGCACAAGCCAAGGUUUAAGUGUGAGGUGAGAGCUGAUGGCUUUGACUACCUUGCUGUUGGAAAUUCCACAAAUAAAAAGGACGCCCAGACGAAUGCUGCCAAAGACUUUGUUCAGUAUCUAGUACGACAGGGACUAGUCCAGCAAGCCGAAGUUCCAGCGCUCGAGAUGCCUUCUGUUGGUCAGAGUGAGAGAGAGCCGGGGAUCUCUGGGGGGCCGGGGUUUGUAGGCCUGCCAGGAGGACUAAAUGCACCACAUCAGUCAUUGGGACUAGAUGGAGGUGGAAACGAAGAAGGAGAGUUCAGGCAGCAGCAGCGAGAAGUUGCUCCGUAUGAGAGAGGGCCACCACUUAGUUAUCUAGAAAGAAUUGCAGAGAAGCGAGUGUUAGAGGAGUCGGAGGAUGUUGAUUUUAACGCGGACAUUCACGGGAACUGGACUUUGGAGAAUGCUAAGAGUCGACUUCACCAGUUUUUGCAGCAGAAUAAGAUCCAGACAGACUAUAAGUACAGUAUGGUCGGACCUGAUCACAACAGGAGCUUUAUUGCAGAAAUGAAGUUCUAUGUAAAUAGGAUUCGCCAAAACAUUCAUGCCCGAGAACAUGGAUCUAAUAAACAGGUGGCCUCUAAGUCCUGUGCUUUGUCCCUGGUGCGUCAACUGUAUCACAUGGGGGUCAUCGAGUCUUACACGGGGCAAACCAAGAAGAAGGACCAGGACAAGUUGGAGCUGUACGAAGUGUCUGUUCACCCUGAUGCUCUGGAACUCGUAGACAAAGCAUUACAGGAGUGGAACAUUGAACCUGUACCUCCAGGCGCUGACCCUAGUCAACCACACUCUCUCGUCACACGAACCACCCUAGAGGAGUUUGAACCCCAGCCGAAGAGGAACAGUUCGGGAGUGGUGCCCUGGUCCCCACCCCAAGCCAACUGGAACCCUUGGUCUGCAUGCAACAUUGAUGAAGGACCACUAGCCACAGCCACCAUGCCUCAGAUCAGUGAGGAUUUAUACAACAACCAGGAACAGGCUAGGGAGCAUAAUGAGAACCUGAAAGCGAUGAUGGAAGACCGUGCUAAACUGCCGGUCUAUCAAUCUCAUGACCACAUACUUCAAAUAAUCGAAGAAAGUCCUGUUACAUUAAUCCGUGGAGAAACAGGGUGCGGGAAAACGACGCAGGUCCCUCAGUAUAUACUGGACAAGGCCAUUGAAAUGGGUGUAGGAGCAGACUGCAGUAUAAUAAUCACUCAACCACGCAGAAUCUCAGCUGUUUCCAUCGCUGAGCGUGUUGCUCAGGAGCGAGGGGAGGAGCUCGGAAUCAGCACCGGUUACAGUGUGCGAUUUGAGUCUAUAUUCCCAAGAUACUAUGGAUCCAUUCUAUACUGCACAGUGGGAACUUUAUUGAGGAGAUUGGAGAAUGGAAUGAGAGGAAUCUCGCAUGUGAUUGUAGAUGAAAUCCAUGAAAGAGACAUUAAUACUGACUUUCUCUUGGUGUUGUUGAGGGAUAUGGUACACGCCUAUCCCCAGCUGAGGGUCAUUUUAAUGUCUGCUACUGUCGACACUACUCUCUUCACUGAGUACUUUGGCAGUUGCCGGGUGGUAGAGGUGUAUGGCCGUACCCAUCCUGUCCAAGAGUACUACCUGGAAGACUGUAUACAAAUGGUGGGCUUUAUUCCGCCCCCAAGUGACAAAAAGAGGAAGAAAGACAAGGAAGAAAUAGGAGAGGAGGGGGACCAAGAGGAAAACUGUAACUUGUUAGUGAACAAUGAGUACUCGGAGCAGACAAGACGUGCCAUGGCAAUGUUGAAUGAAAAAGAGAUGUCAUUUGAACUGAUAGAGGCCCUUAUCCGAUACAUCAAGACUUUAAAAAUACCUGGAGCUAUUUUGAUUUUCUUACCUGGAUGGAACCUGAUAUUUGCUUUGCACAGAUACUUAGAGACCCACCCAGAGUUUGGUGGCCCUAUGUACAGAGCUUUGCCCCUUCACUCUCAGAUUCCCCGUGAAGACCAACGAAAAGUGUUUGAACCAGUCCCAGAUGGAGUCACAAAGAUCAUUCUGUCUACUAACAUCGCGGAGACAUCUGUCACAAUCAACGAUGUUGUUUACGUGAUUGACUCAUGCAAGGCUAAAAUAAAGCUGUUUACAUCCCACAACAACAUGACAAAUUACGCCACUGUUUGGGCCUCCAAGACCAACCUGGAACAGCGACGGGGCCGGGCAGGGCGUGUCAGACCGGGCUUCUGUUUCCAUCUCUGCAGCCGGGCCAGGUUUGAAAGGUUGGAGCAGCACACCACCCCUGAGAUCUUCAGAACUCCCCUCCAUGAGCUGGCCCUGGCUAUCAAGCUCCUGAGACUAGGAUCAAUCAGCACCUUUCUGACCAAAGCCGUGGAGCCCCCUCCAAUUGAUGCCGUCAUUGAAGCUGAGGCCUUGCUUAAAGAAAUGCGAGCUCUUGAUAGCAAUGAUGAGUUAACUCCCCUUGGAAAAAUUUUGGCAAGACUUCCUAUUGAACCAAGGCUGGGGAAAAUGAUCAUCUAUGGCUGUAUAUUCUACUGUGGUGAUGCGAUGUGCACCGUUGCUGCCAGCACCACAUUUCCGGAGCCUUUCAUUACACCAACAGAUCGAAGACGUCUGGGUUGGGUUCACAAAUCACUGGCUGGGAAUCGCUUCAGUGACCACGUAGCACUUCUCAAUGCAUUCAACCUGUGGGAGGAUGCAAGGAGCGGGGGAGAGCAGAAUGAGAUGUAUUUCUGCGACCAGAAGUCCUUAUCCAUGCAGACCCUCAGAAUGACUUACGAAGCCAAGCGACAGCUCUGUGAUAUCCUCGUCAAUGUCGGCUUCCCUGAGGAAUGCAUGACUCCCCUGGUCUUCAAUUUCAAUGGCCCAGACAGAAACCUAGAUAUGAUAAUAUCUUUGCUGUGUAUGGGUUUGUACCCUAAUGUGUGUUAUCAUAAGGAGAAGAGGAAAGUUUUGACAACGGAGAGCAGGGCAGCCCUGGUUCACAAAUCUUCAGUCAAUUGCUCCAACAGAGAAGUGAAAUUCCCUUCACCAUUCUUCGUCUUUGGUGAAAAGAUCCGUACAAGAGCUGUAUCAUGUAAACAGAUGUCAAUGGUGUCUCCUCUACAACUGUUGAUGUUUGCAGCAAGAAAUGUCACCCAAGAGGAGGGCAACAUAAUCCUGGAUAAAUGGAUCAACUUAAAGCUGGAAUAUGAAGCAGCAGCUAAAAUCGUAGCUCUGCGUCCGGCACUGGAGGCCCUGAUGGUACGAGGCACUAAUAAUCCAGAGGGCGUUCAGAACCCGGGGCCCCAGGAGGAGACUCUAAUGUCAGCUGUAAGAUCCCUGUCACGCCCCAGUGCUGGGAGGUUCAACCUCAGAAGUGAAGACACUGGAGAACCACCUUUUAAGAUGGCUCGGUUUGAUGGUGGUCCAUCUAGAGGAGGGGGGGUUAGAGGAGGUUAUGGUGGGGGAAUGUCUAAUUACGGAGCAGGAGGAGGAUAUAGGGGGUUUAGAGGAGGACGGGGAGGAUUCAACAGGGGUGGAGGAGGAUAUGGAGGUGGAAGAGGGUAUGGUGGGGGAGGAAGAGGUUUUGGAGGAGGAGGAGGAAGAGGCUAUGGAGGUGGAGGAGGAAGAGGUUUUGGAGGAGGAGGAGGAAGAGGCUAUGGAGGUGGAGGGUUCAGAGGGGGCUACUAAAAACAGCAAUGUCAGAAUGAUUGUUUUAGUAUUCAGUGACUUAAAUGUUUAAUCAUGACUUUUACAGAUAUUUGUUGUUAAUAAAUGUGCAAUUUUUGUAUGUUAAGCCAUACUAUUAAUGCUAUUCAUUGAAUAAAGAAUUUGCAUUUCA